AUGCACACACACCUCCGACACCUCUGCUCGCUCAUCCUUUUCGUUUCCAGCCUUGAUCAUGUCUCGUCACAGACUCAUGGAGAAGGUGCUGAAGGCACAGAGAUGGGACCGGUAGCUUUUAUGUGGCCCUCAGAUCGGAUCUGGGAUGCCGCACAUGACAACACAGCACCCUGCGGAAGUGCAGUUGGCCCAUCAAAUCGCACAGUGUUCCCAUUGCAGCAAGGACAAGUAGCACUUAGUAUCGCCGACGAUGCGUGGUUCGUAGCAUUCAGACUUGCGGUCGGCAAUGGCCAUCAAUGCUACAAGCUUGAUGCACUUGACAAUGUCUCUGCUGGCCAGAAUGCGACUAUCCAACUAGAGUACUGGGCUGAGUUCGAAGGCGAGAACGAUGGCCGAAACCAGUCGUUCUUCGCUUGCGCUGAUAUCGAACUGAUGCUUCAACAGACCUUCGUCGAGACCAAAGACUUUACAAUACAAGUCCCAUGCUUCAACGUGACCAGCGAAGAUUUCAAUGCGCCCACGCCCAGCUCCAGCUUCUCUCCAUCAAACACCGGUCUCACUGGCCCACCGUCUGAACAAUCGAGUGGUGGUAGUAGUGGUCUUUCAACAGGGGCGAAAGCAGGCAUAGCAGUUGGAGCUGUCAUUGCUGGUCUUGCACUACUUGGUGCCAUCGGGUUCUUGUUUUGGCGACGGGGCAGAAAUGCUGGCCUGAAGGGCAAAGACGAAUAUGAAUUGAGAGCGAAGAAUCUGGGCACCCCGGAUGGGGAGACACGAGCAUAG
Messenger RNA from Parastagonospora nodorum SN15, 780 nucleotides. RefSeq lists its product as hypothetical. Lineage: Eukaryota; Fungi; Ascomycota; Dothideomycetes; Pleosporales; Phaeosphaeriaceae. The record is from RefSeq and is a predicted model, not a curated record. Bases 1 to 780 code for a protein of 259 amino acids. The transcript has 3 exons.